Lingula anatina is the source of this 2609-nucleotide messenger RNA. Its product is annotated as dynein intermediate chain 2, ciliary. Gene Ontology annotation, molecular function: dynein heavy chain binding; dynein light chain binding. Gene Ontology annotation, cellular component: outer dynein arm. The record is from RefSeq and is a predicted model, not a curated record. Gene Ontology annotation, biological process: outer dynein arm assembly; cilium movement. Lineage: Eukaryota; Metazoa; Brachiopoda; Lingulata; Lingulida; Lingulidae.
CAUGCUUGGUUGUCACGGUGACGAGCACCGCCAUCUUUCAGAUUUUGUAUAAGGCAUUUCAAUAAUCUGCGAAAACUUGUGUUGUAACAUAUUCUUUGAAAAUGCCACCGAAAGCGGCAUUGAAGUUAAAACAGACAACUGGUGCAGGUGGAAAGGGAAAAGGACUGAGGCCCGUCAGGGAUGAUGAUGAUGGAGCCACACACACUGAGGCAGGAGAUCAGGGAGACGAUUGGAUGCAGCCAAAGUCCUUACUGAAACCAGAAGACCAGUUAGAAUUGUCAGAAGCUGAAUUGAAAGAAGAAUUCACAAGGAUUUUAACAGCUAACAAUCCUCAUGCUCCACAAAAUAUUGUUAGGUACAGCUUCAAGGAGAAGCAGUACAAGCAAAUCUCCAGUGUUGACCAGCUGGCAGUUCACUUUACUCUGGAUGGAAACAUGCUGCAUAAGGAGUCAGAUGAGGCCAGAAGACAACAAGCGAGACUUGAGGGUCAUGCUGAAGUUACUUCUAGCAAAAAGUAUCGCAAAGGUCACAGUGAGCCAGCAGCCAGUGAGCUAGGAGAGCCAGCAGAGGGCUCUGGUGCAGCAGAGGGAGAGGGAGCUGCAGAGAAGCCUGCAGAGGGUGCUGCUGAGGCAAGAGAUGAUGGAGCAACACCUGCCCCUGCCAAGCCAGAGAAACUGACUAACCAGUUCAACUUCAGUGAAAGAGCUUCUCAGACGUACAACAACCCUUAUAGAGAACGUGGCACUGCUACAGAACCCCCACCCAGGCUCAACUUUUCAGCAAAUGUCUCACAGUGGGAAAUCUUUGAUGCAUAUCAAGAGGAUUUUGCCAAACAAGAAAAGAAUAAAGAGAAGAAAGUUGUUCCUGGAAGGAAAGAAGAAGAUACAAAGAAGAAAAAAUUGACUGCAGUUGAGGCUCAAGGUGACGAUAUCUCCAAAAUUGCCAAGUCUGCAAAGAUUAUUGAACGAAUGGUAAACCAGAACACAUAUGAUGACAUUGCACAAGACUUCAAGUACUGGGAAGAUGUAUCAGAUGAGUACAGGGAGCAAGAGGGUACAUUGCUGCCUCUGUGGAAGUUUUCUUAUGAGCGUGCCAAAAAGUUGGCUGUCACCUCUAUAUGCUUCAGUCCUAGAUACAAGGACCUAUUUGCCGUUGGGCAUGGAUCCUACGACUUUCUUAAACAGACCCGAGGAAUGGUCCUUUUCUACACCCUGAAAAAUCCGUCCUACCCAGAAUUCAUCUUCUCUACAGAGAGUGGUGUCAUGUGUCUGGACAUCCACCCAGAACACCCAUACUUAGUAGCUGUGGGCUUUUAUGAUGGCAGCGUGGGAGUGUAUAAUCUCACUGAGAACCAGAAUGCUCCAGUUUAUCUUAGCACAGCCAAAAAUGGAAAGCACACUGACCCAGUGUGGCAGGUGCGCUGGCAAAAGGAUGAUCUUGACAACAAUUUGAAUUUCUUUUCAAUUUCUUCUGACGGCAGAGUUGUGGCCUGGACACUAGUUAAGAAUGAACUAGAAUACUAUGAUGUGCUGAAGCUAACUCUAGAGGGGGCUGCACAGGAUGGACCUGAUGGAGUGCAAUUAUUUAGUUUAGGCUGUGGCACCUGUUUUGACUUCCACAAGGACACAGACUACCUGUUUCUUGUGGGCACAGAGGAGGGCAAGCUUCAUAAAUGCUCCAAAGCAUACUCCAGUCAGUUUCUGGAUACCAUUGAUGCUCAUCAUAUGGCAGUGUACAAAGUGGCCUGGAACCCUUACCAUCCUAAAAUAUUCAUCACAUGUAGUGCAGACUGGACUGUGAAAAUCUGGGAUCACAAUAUCAAAGAGCCCAUGUUCACUUUUGAUCUGAACAGCUCAGUAGGAGAUGUUGCCUGGGCACCUUACUCUUCAACAAUAUUUGCUGCUGUCACUGCAGAUGGAAAGGUGCAUGUUUAUGACCUGAAUGUCAACAAAUAUGAGGCUAUAUGUGAGCAAGCAGUGGUUGCCAAGAAAAAGACCAAACUCACACACAUAGGCUUCAAUCCAUCCCAUCCCAUUAUUAUGGUUGGAGAUGACAGGGGAUAUGUGACAAGUUUGAAGCUUUCACCAAAUCUGAGAAAAAUGCCAAAGGCCAAAAAGGGACAACAAAUUGAGCAAGGACCAGAAGUGGAAAUUGCCAAAUUGGAUAAAAUUUUAUCUUUGGUUCGAGAGCCAGAGCCUGCUAAAAAGGCCUGAGUAAAGUGCCAAUAGUACGGAAAAGAUACUUUAUGUAUUUCUUGUGGAAUGAAAAGUUGUACCACCUUACAGGAGAAAACAAUUAUUUUUAAUUUUUAAAAGUAGAACCAAGAUAUAAGGCACUUUGAAAACUGUGAUAAAUGUUUAAAUAAGAGACAGUGCACUGUGUAGUGCAAUUUCUGUCCAGCACCCCAAACCCUCUACAAUCUUGUGUUCUGUUCUUGUGUUCUGCAGGGGGAUAUACUUAGGUUUGUAUUUUCAAUAGCAGUAGACCCUUUUUCAGAUUUAUCAACUUAACAGCACUUCAUUCUGACAAUACAAAAUGUUAAUGUAAAAAGAAAAUGCAAAAAUGUUUGUGUUGUUUAUAUCUUAUGUUUUUAUGAUCAAAAUAAAUAC